AUUUGCACACCUGCGUGUACAGUACAGGAGUUCCAGCGAGAUUGCUAAAAUGACUGUCCUCAUGGUCCGGACUCUUUUGUUAUCGAAUCGAAUCCGAAAGUGAUCAAAAGCUCUUCCAUUGCUGCUGAGUACUGGUACGGUAGCACCUUUCUACUAGUCAUCGCCGAGCUUUCUUUUCUUUCACCAUUUCGGGUGGCUUCCGCUAGCUAGCCACUGUAGCGUUGUGUCAUCUGUUUUCCCAACACACCAUUUGUAUAUUCUCGGCCAUGACAAACGAAACGAUUCGAAUGGAUGAUCUGGAAGAAGACGACUAUGACGGCGACGGCCUUGCGCCGUUGAAGAAUGGGCUCAAGAAUUCCCUGACGAGAGGGUCCAGCAAGCGCGGGUUGGGGUCGAGCGAGAUUCUCAAGGAGGAGUUUGUGUACGACUAUGAUAUCAAGACGUACGCUCAAGAGAAACCCAUGAGAGAAUGGAGUUUCCGGCUACCCUUCUUAGCCUCUCCGAUUGUGAUGAAUCCAGUCACUUCUAUGGUUGGCAUUAUCCCGUUGUGGGCUAUGACGAUUUGGUGCAUGGUGGAACCCGAAAACGCACUGGAGGUUCUGCUGAAAAUGAGGGGGAAGAUUGCCCUCUACUUUACAUGGUUUGUCGUGAUCACCAAGCCCAUUUCGUUCCUCUUCAUGAUGUGGAUCACCUACAAGUAUGGUCACAUCAAGUUUGGGGGGCAACAUGCCAAGCCAGAAUUUGGAAACUUUGAGUACUUUGUCAUGAUCUUUUGCUGUGGGGUUGGGGUGGGACUCUUCUACUAUGGUGUCAGCGAACCCCUUUGGCAUCAGUCUAGCCAUUGGUUUGCCAAUGCGGGAUAUCGUUCGCAAGACGAGUUGGAUCAGAUGGCUCUCCUUCUUACCGUAUAUCACUGGGGAUUUCAUGGAUAUACCAGCUACCUGGUGGUGGCUGUGGCAUCUUCCCUGGCGUCCUAUCGUUUCCGAUUGCCCCUUAUCUUUCGGUCUACGUUUUAUCCUAUCCUUGGAGAGUAUACUUGGGGCUACAUGGGUGAUUUGCUCGACGGUAUGAGCAUUGUCGUGACAAUUGCGGGAGUCUGCACGUCUUUGGGACUUGGGUCAAUUCAGCUGGCAGAGGGAGCCAAAAGGAUCGGGUUGCUUGAUGCCGGGCUGACGGAAGACGAAACGACCACUGCUCAGAUUCUCAUUAUUUGGCUGUUAACUGUUUUGACGACUGCCAGUAUCUUGAUGGGGCUGAGCAUUGGGUUGAAGUACCUUUCUUUGCUUGCAUUUGGACUUGGCUCGUUCUUGACCCUAAUGGUCUUCAUGAUGGAACAAUCUGCCUAUCUACUCAACCUAUUUGUACAGACUGUGGGCCAAUACCUACAAUACUCAAUAUUUCAGAUACCCUUCCACACGGAUGCAUUUGGUCAGCUCAGACCUGGGGAGGGAAGGGCUACGGACGGCAAGGCGGCUGCGACUUGGUGGUAUGAUGCAUGGACAAUAUUUUAUUGGAAUUGGUGGGUCGCCUGGGCUGUGUUUGUGGGCCUUUUCAUCGCUCGCGUAUCCUACGGACGCACAUUGCGAGAAGUCACCUUCUACUCAAUGGUUAUGCCAGUGACAUACUGCCUUACGUGGUUCACAAUUUGGGGUGGUGCGGGGCUUCGCCAAGCUCGUCAAGCGAACGAGCUUGAGCAACUUGGUGGGACACACUUCAACGAUACAAUGUACUACCAGUCACCGGACAACAUCGCCUGCUAUGAUGUGCCGCAAGAAGAGGUAAUAGUGGAUGGUGAAGUAGUCUUCACAAACUACGUCAAGGGGGUGACUCCAGUUUGCAAGUUUGAAAGUACAGAUGCGGCGACUUUCAACGUGCUUUUCUCUUUCAGCUUUCCAGAGGACUGGAAUUCGGGAUUCGGCUCUUUCCUAUCUAUUCUCCUCGUCCUUGCUCUUGGUACUUACUUCGCAUCCUCAAGUGAUUCAGGCAGCUUGGUCGUUGACUUCUUGUCGGCAAAUGGACGUCACGACACCCAUUGGAUUCAACGGUUAUUCUGGUCGCUCACCGAAGCUAGCGUUGCAACAGCACUUCUGUACACGGGGGGGUCCAACGCGCUUUCGGCCCUACAGGCCGCUUCCAUCAUCUGUGGUCUUCCAUACACAGUGAUCAUGACAUAUUUGCUCCAAUCAAUCUACGUUAUGUGCGAGCAGGCGCUCGACGAGGACAAAAUACACUUUUCACUUCCAAGACGGCAGUGGAUCAUGCCGAGCUACGGUGGUGUAUUCAACGUAUUCGAGUUUUUGGCAUCCUUCGGCAAGGUGCACACCGCCCGCGUUGUUCUGGGGCUCGACCUGCCAUCUACCUUCCAAACGACAGAAUUUUUCACGAGUCUCUUCCUGCCUUUCCUUCCGCUGCUAGACAUCGUCUUUACGAUGCAUCCCAAACAAACCAGCAAAUUUUCAAACACUCUGUUUGUUGCCAGCUACACUGCUCUCUUCUUUUUCUGGGUUGCGGCCUUUAUCGUUGCUGGUGCUGUACACUCAUCCAUGGUGUAUUGGGGCUGGGCAGCAUUUCUCAUAAACGCUUUCUUGCUAGCAAGCGUCAAACACAAGGUUCGGUGUCGACGGAGGCUGCAUGGCAACAUGUUCGGAGAUUUGACGUCCUGCUUCCUUCUUUAUCCACAAGUCCUCACACAGAUCCGAAUUGAGCUCCUCGAGUACGGUGCCGACCAAGUGGAGAAAGCGCCACAAAAAAGGAAAAGUGGCAAGAAGAGUGCAGCACGCAAACAGCCGCUAGCCAAUUCGUCUGUGCGCAAUAGGCGACAUCGAAGGCGACUGGGAGAACACUCGACGAGAUCCGAUGCUCCACAAAGCGACGAUGAAUUUGAGGACGAAAUCACAAACAUCAACCAACGAUCCGAACAUAGCACGUCUUCAAGGAGGCGUCGCAAUAAUUCUAGGAAUCGACUGUCACUCGAUGAUUCGGACAGAGAUUUACAGGACACACCUGUGUCGACCAAACCGAUCUAUCGAGGCGCAGAAUCAUCUCCUGAGGAGGACUCCGCAGACGGACUAUCGUUCAACAGCUCUCACAGCUCUCUUCUUGGCCGGCGUACGACCCCAGUUUCCUCGGAUCCAGCACCUAGACCAACUACUCCAGUGUCGUCCAUGCAUCAAACACCAGUUACGUAUGCUUCAAGACCCACAACGCCUGUUUCAUCCAUGCCCACAACUCCAAUUUCCUCCAGGUCGACUACUUCGAGGAUGACCGCUGACGACGUACGAAACAGGUUGCGAUCACACCAGCAGCAAAGGCAGAACUCGAGAGCUCUGCCCCAGAGCUUGCCAGCGGAGCCCCCGCUGGCAUCAAACGACGUGGAAGUGUAAAUAACCGAUAGUCAAUCAAAACAGGGUGGGGCCGAAUGGGUAAACCUGUACUAAAUAUGCUUGUUUCAGUUUUG
Molecule: messenger RNA, 3457 nt
Organism: Seminavis robusta
Lineage: Eukaryota; Bacillariophyta; Bacillariophyceae; Naviculales; Naviculaceae
Source: the annotation of a GenBank genome assembly